Molecule: messenger RNA, 2169 nt
Organism: Aspergillus lentulus
Lineage: Eukaryota; Fungi; Ascomycota; Eurotiomycetes; Eurotiales; Aspergillaceae
Product: sexual differentiation process protein isp4
Biological process (GO): transmembrane transport; proteolysis
Molecular function (GO): oligopeptide transmembrane transporter activity; serine-type carboxypeptidase activity
Source: RefSeq, a predicted model, not a curated record
AUGGGGUCUAAGAAGGAGUCAGUGGAUAUCAGCGUCUGCCAGUCAUCGAGAGAACCGACAAAUGAUGAGAGAGCCGAAGCACUCGAGCCGCAGAUCUAUACGCAGGAGACACAGCUUGAGAUAGGUGAUGAUACUGAUGACGACGUUGUCUCUCCAGAGGUACGAGCGAGUGUUCCUGCAGACGAUGAGGACAUCCCAGUCAAUACCUUCCGCGCCUGGUUCCUGGGAAUAGUAGGAACUGUAAUCCUUACAGCGUUGAAUCAGUUCUUUCAGCUUCAUUCUCCACCGCUAUUCCUUUCCGCCUACCUAGCCAUCCUAGUGACAUUCCCCUGCGGAAGGUUGAUGGAAGCUGUUUUGCCUGAAAGAAAAUGGAAAAUACUGGGUUGGACAUUUACCACCAACCCAGGACGCUUCAAUCAAAAAGAGCAUUGUAUCGUGGCCAUAAUGGCGUCCUUGGUGACCGCCUUCGAUAACGGGUCUCUCGCAACGGAUGUCUAUGUCGCCUUUGAGAAGUUCCUUCACAUUCCCAUUUCCCUCGGAUACAGGUUUAUGUUUCUUCUCACGACGCAGGCUUUGAGCUUUGGCAUCGCAGGGUUGUUUCACAAAUUCCUCGUUGAGCCAGCAGCCUGCGUCUGGCCGGGGGUGCUCCCAACUUGCUCCAUGUUGUAUACUAUGCACCAACGGAACAAACAGAACGAGGAAGCUGACGGAUGGAAAAUAAGUCGUAUGAAGCUGUUUACUGUGGUUAUUCUAUGCGGAGCAGUGUAUCAGCUUCUUCCCGGGUUUCUAUUCACAGGCCUCACAACGUUUGCCUGGAUAACUUGGAUUGUUCCCAACAACGUCACUGUCAACCAGGUCUUUGGAGCCGUUUCAGGGAUGGAUCUUCUCCCCAUGACCUUGGACUGGAACCAGAUCACUGGCUAUCUAGGAUCACCUCUCCUUGUGCCUACAUGGGCGUUGACGAACGUGUUCUGUGGAAGUAUCUUUUUCCUUUGGAUCGUGUCUCCGACAUUACACUGGAGCAAUGUUUGGCAAGGGAUGUACAUGCCGUUUUCUUCGUCGAAGACGUUCGAUAAUACAGUCCAUACCGCUCUCUACCACCGCCGUGAGAUUUGGUACGGUCUUCUUGCCAGCAUUGGAAAGUCGUCUGUGGAAGAGAAACCAGACAUUCACGCGCGGUUGAUGAAAAAGUACAAGCAAGUUCCAUUGUGGUGGUAUGGCUGUACCUUUCUAGCGAUAUUCAGCAUCAGCGUCGCGUUUCUUUAUGUCUAUGAUACCGGACUCCCCUGGUAUGGUCUGAUCCUGGCCAUAGCGCUUCACGUAAUACUUUUGUUGCCAACUGGCAUCAUGAUGGCCUACUGCAAUAUUAAGCUUUCGACUGCCGUGAUAUCGGCCCUCGUAGCCGGAUACAUCUGGCCUGGCAGGAUGAUGAACAAUGUGGUUUUCAAGAUCUUUACUCUGGUUUCAUCUGCUCAAGGGCUCGGGUACAUCUCCGUCAUGAAGCUUGCCCACUAUAUGAAAAUUCCUCCUCGCGUCACUUUCGCGGCACAGUGCACGGGCAUCAUCGUUUCGUGGCUGACACAGACCGCAGUCAACGUCUGGGCGAUGGGCAACGUUGAAGACAUCUGCACCCCGGAAGCAAGUAAUAGUUUCCUCUGCCCACUCGCUGCAGGCUACGCCACAAAUGCAACCUUCUGGGGCCUCAUCGGCCCGAAGAGACUCUUUUCGGAGGGCUCAAUGUACCGAUCUAUGCUGUGGUUCUUCCUCAUCGGUGCCGCAUCCCCUAUAGUACUGUACCUUCUGGACAGACGCUUCCCCAGAGCAAUGCUGAGAAAGAUCCACCUGCCCGCAAUCUUCGCCUCCACCGCAUCGAUACCACCAGCCACCGCGGCAAACUACAUGGCCUGGGGGAUUGUGGGGCUCUAUUUCAACGGCCAUCUUAAGCGCAGGUACCGACGAUGGUGGAUGAAGUAUAAUUAUAUCCUGUCAGCUGGACUCGAUGCGGCGCUUGCAGUCGGCAACUUUCUCAUCUUCUUCUGCUUGGCGUACCCCGGCGUCCAGCUCAAGUGGUUUGGGAACGAGAUCACCUCGCGGACGGCCGAUGGGAUGGGCGUUCCGUUGCGAAUGGUGGAGCGUGGACGAACCUUUGGACCGCGGACUUGGAAUUGA